AUGCCACGGCGACACGCAGGGCUGGCUGAAUCCUGUGCUCGUGAGGACACUACUCCAUGUUUUGAGAACCCGUCAAUCGCCUUCGGGGAGGGCUCGCAGACUGCUGAUGGCGUUGUUCAAGCUCUCUUGCAGCGUGUUGCUCACCUCGAAGCAAAACUACGAGAGCAAGGCACUCCACAAAGUGAUCACGACUACCAAGAUGCAGCAGAAACUCAAAGUGAAGUCGACAACGACACCGUACCCCCUGUAGACGGCGAUGAUUGCGACGCUGCUACCGUUCUUGAGUUUCUUGCCUGGGGGCGUCACAAAGACGUUGACUUCUCUACCGCUCCUGAGCAUCAAAGUGGACCUUUACAGCACACUUUGAGAAUCGACCAUAGUUCGGGACAAGCUGCCAUCCUGACCGAAACUAGCACUCGUGCCCAGCUCGACUUCCUGGAAGCUCUCAUGCCAAAUCGGAGUCACCUAUAUCAGCUUAUUCGCUAUCAUAAUGAUUUUGUCCUUUGGUAUCACAAUUCGUACUCAUCGAAGAUCUUGUUGGAUGAUCUCAACACUUUCAUCGAGCGGUACCACGGGAGUGUCCGUUAUGAGCACCUUAACCUCCAGUGGCUCGCACUUUUAUUCGCUAUACUUACUGGAAGCAUGACUUGCGCCUCUUCAUCAACGCUCGAGAAGUGGGGUUUCUCUUCGAACGAGCAACCGACCCUCUCCCAGAAGUGGUACGAAGCAUCUGUCAUCUGCCUGAACCUUUCCAAUUACAUUGAGAUCCAUACCAUCUACUCCGUGCAGGCCAUUGCCACGUUGACCAUAUCAGCUCAUGUGAUAGGGAAAUCGAACAGUCAAGCCGUGCUAUUAGCCUCAGCUGGAAAGAUAGCGCAAACCCUUGGUCUUCAUAGACUAGGGUCCGAAUCGACAGACCUGUCCAUUGAACAACUCCGGAAGCGUGAGGCUGGUAAACGUGUUUUGACUCAACUUUGUACCCAGGAUUGGUUUCAGAUUCCAUUUUCGGAGACAUACGCCCUGAGUUCAAGCUACUCGCGUGUUGUCCGGCCUCUCAAUUGUAACGACGAAGACAUGGCCAUCAAGCCCCUGUCUGCGCCUACUCAAACGAGCUACUGUAACUUCCGAUACGAUAUUGCCGCGUUGAUGCCGGAGCUCCUGGACGCAACAAACAACUGCAACACUCUGUACACGAAAUACGAACAGGUCCUCAGAUUUGAUGACAAGAUGCGCAAAUUAGCAACCGCUUCUAUUCCCACGUUUCUUUCAUCGGACGCUCCCCUUCAUACCCAAGGGCCCAACUAUACCAACUGGGGCCGCCGGUCAUUGACGAUCUGUGCUGCGCACAAAAUCAUCAUGAUUCACCGCAAGUUUGUGGGCCUGUCUUUUACUAAUUCGGCAUUUGCCUUUACCCGUCGUACCUGCCUCGCAGCAGCGAAAACCAUCUUGAGAGAAGCACUCGCUGUCCCUGACAAGCAUGGACCUGUCAUUUGGAUUGAGCAGGCGUUCACUAUAGCUGCUGGUAUCAUUCUGAGUUUAGAUAGUGUUCACCGAGCACCAAGCGAGAGGGAGUUUAAGGAACACAAGCAGCUUGUGGCGGACGCAAUUGGUUACUUGCGAGCUUUCAGUCAUAGCAAGAUUGCCAUGCGCGGUGUUCAAUUGCUAUUCUUUCUGCAGCAGAAACUUGGAAAGACAGUCUCAGAUGGCUCAAAAAAGCGGCAUAGGCCUCUAGGUGGCGAAGCGCCAGAGUUACCCCGAAAGAGACAACGAGCCCUGAAUAUGCAAGCGUUCAUCAAGGAUGCCUCGCAAAACCUUGGCGUCACUUCUCCUCCUCCACCCGUUGCGGAAGAAGCACUUGUCAUUGAAGACGACUCCUGGGACUCCUUUAUGGAUCUUCUUGGCACACAUGCUGGAUUUGAGGGCGAGUAUUUGUUCGAAAACUUCUAUACGACGUGA
Molecule: messenger RNA, 1956 nt
Organism: Didymosphaeria variabile
Lineage: Eukaryota; Fungi; Ascomycota; Dothideomycetes; Pleosporales; Didymosphaeriaceae
Exons: 4
Coding region: 1-1956 (651 amino acids)
Source: RefSeq, a predicted model, not a curated record